Molecule: messenger RNA, 330 nt
Organism: Microthlaspi erraticum
Lineage: Eukaryota; Viridiplantae; Streptophyta; Magnoliopsida; Brassicales; Brassicaceae
Source: the annotation of a GenBank genome assembly
AUGGGAAUUCGUCGUCGAGGAGACGGCAGUCUAGUGAGAUUGUGCCGGAGCCGGCUGUUUAUGGAGAAGAUGUAUGAGAGCUCCUCCGGUGAAGAGUUUGAGAUUUUUAUGAUUCGUUUUUUCAUCGAUUCUUUUGUGUCGAUAAUAAUAGAGGCAAAGAGUAAUGUGGAGAACCUAAUAAUCCAUGUUUGGGUUAUUAUGGGUCUAUCAAGUUCAUCUUAUACACUACAAGUGAGUUUACACAAUGUGGAGGCGCAGAGGUACAUUUCGGACUCCUUACCUCUUCUGGUUCCCAGAUAUGGUCCAUUUGAUGUUCCUCCCUUGGAUUGA